Messenger RNA from Cladophialophora psammophila CBS 110553, 1200 nucleotides. RefSeq lists its product as uncharacterized. Gene Ontology annotation, cellular component: membrane. The record is from RefSeq and is a predicted model, not a curated record. Lineage: Eukaryota; Fungi; Ascomycota; Eurotiomycetes; Chaetothyriales; Herpotrichiellaceae. The transcript has 2 exons. The coding region runs from base 1 to 1200 and encodes 399 amino acids. Gene Ontology annotation, biological process: malate transmembrane transport. Gene Ontology annotation, molecular function: malate transmembrane transporter activity.
AUGGAGGAUCCACCUUUUGUUGAAAACGGCUUGCAGCGACUGAGGCAUCUCACAUGGGCCUGGUUCACCUUCCCAAUGGCCACGGGCGGGUUGGCCCUGCUGCUCUCGCCCAAGAAUCAGCCUCACACCUUCACCGGCCUCGAGACCAUCGGUGACAUCGUCUACAUCUGUGACCUGUUUAUCUUCACCUUCAUCGCUUCUGCGAUCACAUACCGAUUUAUUCGAUGGCCGGGCACGCUCAAAGCCAGUCUCGUCCACCCGACCGAGUCCCUCUUCUUCGGCACAUCAUUCCUCUCGCUCGCCAGCAUCAUCGCCGGCAUGGCCCUCUAUGGCAUCAACCACACGGGCCAUUGGCUGCUGGUGACCUACCGCGUUCUUUUCUGGCUCUACUUCGCCUGCACCUUCAUUGCCGCCGUUGGACUCUAUUGCAUGCUCUUCACCAAUCCCCGACUGAAGAUCCAAGACAUGACCCCGGCCUGGGAUUUACCCAUGUUUCCUUUCAUGCUUACCGGCACCAUUGCCGCUUCGGGCAUCGAAUACCAGCCUCGUGCCGCCGCCAUGCCUAUGCUCUUCGCCGGCCUGACGGCCCAAGGCCUCGGUAUGCUCAUCUCAAUGGGCAUGUACGCCAGUUACGUGCGACGGAUGAUCAACUACGGCUUCCCGUCGCCGGAGUCGCGACCGGGCAUGUUCAUCGCGGUCGGCCCGCCGAGCUUCACGGCGCUCGCCAUCAUCGGGCUCGCGGACCACUGGCCGCGGGGCUACGACUAUUUCGGCUCGGACGACAUCACCGCCCAGGUUGUCCGAAUCCUGGCGCUCAUGACCGCCGUCUUCAUCUGGAGCCUCUCGUUCUGGUUCUGGGCCAUCAGCGUCGUUAGCUGCCUGGCCGUCUACCGCACCUUCCGCUUCCACCUGAACUGGUGGGCCUUUGUCUUCCCCAACGUCGGCUUCACCCUGGCCACCAUCAACAUCGGCAAGGCCUUGCGCAGCGAGGCCAUCCUGUGGGUCGGCUCCGUCAUGACCGCCCUGAUGAUCGUCCUUUAUUUCUACGUCCUGUGCAACCACGUCCGCGCCGUGUGGCGCAAGGACGUCCUCUAUGCCGGCAAGGACGAGGACCACUAUCACAAGGAGCGCAUGGAGAAGAUCGAGCGCCUGGGCGGCGAUCCCGAGAAGUGCAACUGUGCCACCACGGGCGGUCGAUAG